This is a messenger RNA of Drosophila takahashii, 1138 nucleotides long. RefSeq names its product Cuticular protein 64Aa (gene Cpr64Aa). Lineage: Eukaryota; Metazoa; Arthropoda; Insecta; Diptera; Drosophilidae. The record is from RefSeq and is a predicted model, not a curated record. Gene Ontology annotation, cellular component: extracellular matrix.
CGUGCGGCCACAGAACCACAGAUCGAGUUCAUUUGUCAGUCAGUUAGCAAGCAGCAGCAGCAGCAGUUCUCCAUCUAAAUCGCAAACCAAAUCCUAACCAGAAUGGCACAGAAACUGAUCCUUGUACUGAGCGCCCUGGUGGCGGUGUCCUCCGCCGUGGUGGUUCCCGGUCCCGGACUGGCCUAUCCAUCGUAUCCGGCGCUGGCCAAGGUGGCUGCUCCUCUGGUGGCCAAGGUGGCCGGACCGGAGCCCUACGAUCCCAAUCCCCAGUACACCUUCAGCUACGACGUUCAUGAUGGAUCCACUGGCGAUGUGAAGAGCCAGCAGGAGAGCCGCAGCGGAGAUGUGGUGCAGGGUGCCUAUUCCCUGAUUGAGGCCGACGGAACCCGCCGUAUUGUGGAGUACACCGCGGAUCCGGUGCACGGAUUCAACGCAGUGGUGCGUCGCGAGGGAGCUGUGGUGAAGGCUGUGGCUCCGGUGGCCAAGGUUCUGGCGCCGGCUCCUCUGCUCCAUGCUGCUCCCCUGGUGGCCAAGUUGCCCGCCUAUGGACCCGCCCUGGCGCCCGCCUAUGCUUCUCCCCUGGCCCAUGGAUACGGACCUGCCUUGGCCCCCGCCUUGGCCCCCGCCUAUGGACAUGCCUACGGACCUGCUCUGCCCAAGCUGGCCCUGCCCGCUCUGCCCGCCCUCUCGCCCCUGGGCUACCACUAAGUCAGAACCCCAAAACAUUGAUAUAAUGGAUACCCAUGGAUAUUGCCGACCUCUUGCCGCCUCUGAAUAAUGGACACAUCGCGACCAACUUCUCCUGCCCACAUGGCCUCCAGUUUGAGAACGGAAGGCCAUCGUGGGUUGAUCGUAGUCGAUAGUAGUUGUAGUAUUAGUUGAAAUGAAAGCGAUUUAUCGAAAUAUGUACAUACGAAUUUAAGGACAAAGGAUUCUGAACUCUGGAAACCAAUGUCCCCUCAUCUACACUCAAACAUUCUCGACGCCUUUCAUUUAUGUUUCUUGUCUUUUUAAUCUUAAGGCUGUUUGACCGCGAUAAAAACUCUAUAAUCCCCAACUUACAAUCACCGUUUCAAUUCUUAUUUAAUCCGAGCCUGUGCACUCGAGUAGAACUCGCAGAAUGAGAAACGAGAUUGCA